Molecule: messenger RNA, 2305 nt
Organism: Durusdinium trenchii
Lineage: Eukaryota; Dinophyceae; Suessiales; Symbiodiniaceae
Source: the annotation of a GenBank genome assembly
CAAAAGCAGAGUGAAGAAACACGUCCUUCGUGAUGGCAAGCAUCACAUCUUUGAUGGAUAAUGUGCCACGCCGAACCGCAUGGCCCAGCAACAUCACGGACGUCACUUCAAUCUCCGCAAAGGGUCGUGGUCUCCGUCGAGCAACGACCGGCCGGACCUGUCGGCGCCCUUGCCUUCCGGAAGAGAAAGAGGGAGAAGUCCCGGCAGAUGUGCGUUUGACAGACGCCAGACUGACAGACGCCAGACCCAAGGCGGAGAGCUUUACCGGCAGUUUCGGUUUUGGCGGCAGCAGCAGCACAGGGAGUUUUAGCUUGGGUUUGCGUGGCCGAAAUCACACUAUGGUGUCCGCUCCCUUUCAGAACCUCUUGAAGCAGUUGGCGCAGCAACACGUGAAGGAGUUGGCCGAGCUGGCGUCCGCUUCCAGUGCCAGGAGGACCGAGGCGGCUGAUGUGGCGAUCAGCAAAAGUAACGAGUCGGAGCUUGAGAUGGACGGCUCUGGAAAGGUGGAGCGCUACACGACCCCCAACAUGUCCAUCGAACACUGGAUCCGGGCGCGGCAAAUGUCCAGCGCCAGCGGAAGCAGGUCAAACUUUGGAGGAGGCACCGGGGACUUCGAGGUGGAGAACUCCACGACUUUUCAACGACACACCAGCCCUUCAGCCAUGAGUGCCUUCAGUGGACUCGCUUCGGAGAGCUUCCGCACCAGGCUCGAUCGGGCCAGCUCUCCGGCUACAACGCCACACCUCAUGGAUGCUGCGAUGAUGGUCAAUCACAGCACCCUUCGCGAGUUGGAGGCCGAGGACAUCUUAGGCGUUUGGGAUGCCACGAAGGACAUCCUGGCCUCAGGUAGUGACGAGGAGAAGAUGCCGCAGACCAGGUGCCAACGACUCCUGCAGAGCAGACCCUUCGAGCUCUGCAUGGUUUGUCUUUUGUUGGCCAAUGUCUUCUGGAUGGCAUUGCACUUGCAAGUCUAUGGUUGGGCCAGCUACGCCCAGGAGACCUUGUCGUCGACCUGGAGCACCGCCUUCGAGGUGGGUGACGUGGCCUUUGCAGUGAUCUUUGCUGUGGAGGUGACACUACGAGGGCUCGUCCAGGGGCGGAGGUUCUGGCUUGCAUGGAUGAACUACAUCGAUGUGAUCGUUGGCAUCGCAUGUGUGAUUGAAAUUUUCUACAUCGCCACUGCGACUCGCACCUUUGAUUUUUCCCUCAUCCGCCUUCUGCGUGUGGUCAAGAUCACCAAGUCUGUUCGAAUGUUCAACAUCACCAGUACUUUGGCGCCUUUGCAUUUGCUCAUCAAGUGCUUGGAGGCCUGCGUGGGCAUGCUGUUUUGGAGCUUCCUCUUGAUGAGCUUCGUUCAAUGCAUGGCGGGAAUCAUCGUCAGCGAGCUUUGCUAUGGCUUCAUUUCCGAUCCUCAAAACGACCGUGCUGCUCGAGAUCUGGUCUUCACGUACUAUGGAACCUUCACGCGAACGAUCCUCUCGAUGUUCGAGAUCAUGUUCGCCAACUGGGCACCAGCCUGCCGCGUGUUGGUGGACAAUGUGAGCGAAUGGUUCUCAGUCUUUUUCCUGGUCUACAGGUGUGUCAUGGGCUUCGCGGUCCUGAAUGUGGUGUCCGCGGUGUUUGUGCAACAGGCCAUGAAGACUGCGUCGAGCGAUGAGGAGCUGGCCUUCCGACAGAAGGAGCGAGAAGUCCAGGCCUACAACCGAAAGGUCUUGAAGCUGUUCCAGUCCAUCGACCAUUCAGGUGAUGGGGCCAUCAGCCUGGAGGAGUUCGAGAAACUGGUGCAGUCGCCCAAGCUCAAGUUUUGGAUGAGCCAGUUGGAGUUGGAGUACCACGAUUUGCUGAGUUUGUUUGAGUUCCUCGACAAUGGUGAUGGACAAAUCACGCUGGUGGAGUUCAUAGAGGGUGCUCAGCGCUUGCGCGGGGGCGCGAAAGCGCUGGACAUUUGGCGCAUGGAAACGAAGAUCGAGGUGCUCUUUGAAGAGGUCCUCAAAAGCCUCACCCGGCCCAGUGCUGACUUGGUAGUCGAGGCCAGCGCACCAUUGAGCAGUCCUGCCGACACCCCCGAGACCACCGACGAGAGACCCAGCAGAAGCCCUUCCAAGGAGAGAAUCGAGACGGUGAACGUGCACCAAGUCUUUCAGAAGAGUGCCUUUAAGCACAUCCGCGCCACGACCUCACGGCACUUCGAUGCGGAGGAAUGUGGAUGAGGAACUCCACUGCAGCAGCUGUUUUUGACAGGGCUGGAUGCGCAUACUUGCAGCAUACUGUAGCGAGGUAGUGUGCACCGAGAUUAAGACAGGUU